AUGAUAGACAAGACGAAAGUCUUGAAAGAUAAAGUACUUUAUGGAUACGAAUAUCGCAACUUCACCAUGGCAACUGUGGAUGAAUGUUUCCUUCAUUGCUAUGAAGAUUGUUUCUGUAUGGCAUUUCAAAUGUGUUCAAAUGCACAAUGUCAACUGUUGUCAUCCAAUCAAUUCCAAUUUCCAUCAGCAUUGGUUACAACAGAAGGAUGUUCUUAUUACGACAUGCUUCCAGAUCUUCAACAGGUAGCUAACUAAUUAAGGUUACAGAACACCUUUGAGUGUUAAUUUUGCCUAAAAUUUUUUUAUUGGUUUCAAUGAAAGCAUUAGACUAGUUCUACUAUCUGACCAAGUUUGAACGAAAAAUGUUGAAAACUCGCAGAGUUAUUUAAUAAAAUACAUUUCGCUGCAAUAAGAAAAACAUUGAAAAUGUAAUAUUCAAAUUCAAUUUUCUCCCGAAAAAUUUUACGGUAAUUACUGAUUUUCAAAUGAGUUGUGCUCCUGCGGGUUUCAACAAAUUUUUCUCAAAUUUUCACAGGUCAUAGCUAAAUACGUCAGUUUCAAGAACGUGUUCGGCUUUUUUUUAAUUUUGGAUAUUUUAAAAAUAAAGAGCAAUUCACUCAAACAAUUCAGAAAUAUAUUGCAGUCGUCAAAGAAAUCGCCAUAUCAGCGGAAUGACGAAAUAAACAAAAAUGUCCGAACACGUUUUUUUAGAACAACUAUUUUACUGUAUAAAAAUGAUAUUUUCAUAAAUAUAACUUGAAACCAGCAGGAGCACAACUCAAAAGCCUAACGGUACCGCGAUUUAAGAUUUUCUUGAAUAAUUCUUACAUUAUUUUAUUGUUUGUUAAUUUUACAACUUUACCAUAUUUUGCAUGCACUGGAGAACAUUUGAUGAAAUUUGAUGAAAAUCGGACUGAUAUUGAACGCGCAGAAGAGGGUGUCCUGUAACCUUAACCACGGUUGACAGCACAAGAAUUACGAUUAGGGUCAUGGCAUGGAUAUAUAGGUUGGCAUUAGGGUCAUGAGUGAACGUCAUGAACAUUACGGAUGUCACCGAAGUGUGCGAACGCAUCAAAAUGCAAUCAUGUUCACGCCCACAAAUGUUGACGACCAUGCCUAAAUGUUUUACACGUUCAUAAUUCCAAUUUCAAACAGCCAAACUGGUUCUUAGUAUAAUUACUACAAAAAUUUGAUUGGCUGUUUAAAAUUAGAAUGAUCAUGUUUGUGGUAGACUUGCUACAAGUGACCAGGGGCGCCGGAAGCAAUGUGAAGCGGCGGGGGCAGCCAUUUCAAAAGGGCACUUGCUUCUCAGCCAUAAUUUUUCUGGGCAGCAAUAUUUAUUAAAACUUUACUGUAUGGAUACUCGAUUACUUCUGGCUAUUAUGGAUCGCAAACUUCGAAAUAUUGAUCGAUUUUUAGCUAUUCGUUACAAGGUGCUAAAGACGCAAAAUAAAAUCAGCAAGCAGACGUAGGCUAUAUUACUUGAUUUAGCAUUAAUUUUACUGCAACUGUUUAAAAAUUAAGCAAAGAUUGCUUAAAGGUGCUGUACAGUCCGAUCUGCGUAUGUGAACAAAGGAGCCCUCUUUUUAUUAUACAAACAGUUUAUUUAGAUUUUUAUUUCAUAUUUUAUGUUCUUGCAAAGCUUGAUUGUUGUGUCUUGAUAAUUUAGUAUACUCUAGAAUCAUGAAAAUAUAAAUAGUUGUCGAAUAAAAUUCUUUAGUAUAAUUACAUAGGUGAUUAUUGAAAAUUCUCCACGCUGAUUGGUUGCCGUUGAGGUGAUUAUUACGCGAUAAUCACCUAAGCGAUUUUCAAAAUGGCGGCCGAAGCCUUUUUGUCAAUUAAAUGACGAAGAAAUGUGUAUUUUUUUAUUUUUUCCAUAUAAUCACCUAUGAAAUUAUACUAAAACAAUUAUUCACCUCAGGCUCGGUGAUUAUCGUGAAUAAAAACCUCGACUUCGUCUCGGUUUUUAUUAGAGACCUUAAGAUUGACGUUUACGGCAAACGUCAAACCGCUAGCGAAGUUUUUGAUUUUACAACUCUAUUAUUAUAGCUUUCACACCAGUUUUGAAAUAUGUUAGACUUUUUAAACUUGUGCUCUUUAGCAAUGAUUUAAGAAAGCAAAUUAACCACUAGUCAUGCCAUUCACCAAAGCAGUAAAUUAAGAUUUGGCGUUUGAAGUUGACGUUUGGCGUAUAGAUUCCAUGCUUUAACGACUACAAGCCCUCGUAGCAGUUCAAGAAUGAAAUUUAUACGCCAAACGUCAACUUCAAACGCCAAAUCUUAAUUUACUGCUUUGGUGAAUGGCAUGACUAGUGGUUAAUUGGCUUUCUUAAAUCAUUGCUAAAGAGUACAAGUAUAAUAAGUUUAACAUAUUUUAAAACUGGUGUAAAAGCUAUUAUAAUAGAGUUGUAAAAACAAGGACCUUGCUAGCGGUUUGACGUUUGCCGUAAACGUCAAUCUUAAGGUCUCUAUUCACCGAUAAUCACCUCGCCUUCGGCGAAUAAUUGUUAAAUAUCUUGGAUACCGAAAUGUAAACAAAUCCUUUGUUUACAUACGGACUGUACUGCAUCUUUAAACAUUGCUUAAAAAUAGUUCUAAAUUCCAAUUGCUGUGAAUAAUGCACAAAUUUCGAGGUGCAGUUCUGGCAAAAAGGGCAACCUGUUGCUCCCGUGCUGCCCCCGCAAUGUUUGGGCAACGGGGGCAGUUGCCCCCGCUGCCCCUGUGGCUCCGGCGCCCCCUGUACAAGUCAACUCGCAUUGUAUCGAGUAAAACAUAUGUGCGAAUAAAAUUAAAUGAACGGGAGAGCCUGAUGACGUAUGGAAUGUUGAAUAACAACAUGGCGGCGGAUGGUUUAAUUAUGGCCUCAACUAAACUUGAAAAUUUUAGUCCUGAAACUAUUGAUAUGAACUCCAUAAAGUUGUUAAACAAUCAAGGUCAUCUAGUUUAUGAUGGGAUCCGUCUCAAAUGGACAAACGACCUCUGUUCGUUAAGGACUUUUGCCGAAAAUGUUGUCGGAUUAACGGGUAAAUGGACGUCGCCUGGCGGUAAAGCCAAACAGUUUAUAAACUUAAGCUCUGAUUUUAUUAUGACUUGGUACCCAGGCAAACAAAACUCUUUGACUUUCAAUGGAAAGAAAGGCAAAUCUUUCAAGGAAUUUCUAGUGAGCGUAUUAGACACAAAUUGCGUUAUUAAGCAAACAAAUACGACCUCGGAUAGUUUAAUCCAAACAACUACAAAAAUGUCGGUCGAAGGCGAACAUAUCGUUGGUAAUGGCCGUGUGUUCGAGGACAUGGCCCCUUUAACUCACAAUUGUUCGUACAAUACUCAAGCCAAAGAUAUGGGGUUUGAAUCGAUUGCUGACACUUCGUCACUCGAAGAACUUGAGGACUUCAUUGAUAGCGCAUAUUAUAUUGCGAAUGUCGCAGCCACGCCGAAUUUUGCUCAGACAGCCAGCUUUUCUACACCAUUUCAACAACGAGCUGAUGAUAUCCCGACUAUAGCCGAGGCACAACUCCUUACAUUUAAAGAAAAAAUAGAGUCGCAAAUAGAAAAAUUGUUGACUAAAGUGUCUGAACAAAAUCAUAUUAUUGACACAAAUAAACAAGAGCUGUGCCGAUUAGGAAACGAGAAUUUGAAUUUAAAGUCACGCAUUACCGACCUAGAGGAGAAAAUGAUGAUUAAAGACUCGGCUUCCAUAACCUUUUCAAGUCCCUCAAAGCCAUUUUUACAAGAUAAGAAGUCCUUUAACAGUCCUGACAAUGUAAAUCCCCAACACGAUGGAUCAACUAAAAUAAAUCACCCAUCUGGUGCCGUUAUCAACCCCAGUUAAUGUAGAUAACCUGCCCGCUGAAGAAAGUUUCCCUACAGUUAUCAUUGAAAUAAAGAACAAUGCCCUAUUAUCCACACAACAAUCUAAGACUACAAUCAACUCCUUCAAAAAAGAUUACUCAUUAAGCCUGAACCGCGAGCCUUUUCAGGCUAAGAAUGUUUUAAACUAUUUGCCCUUAUGCGAAGAUCUAAGUAUAAUCGAAGAUGUUUCUGCAAACCUCACUUUUGACGAAAAUGAAUUAGAUCAGCGUGAGCAGGAUUUAUCCGAUGGGUGUCAACAUUUCAAGCAACGUGGGAAGCAAGGCAUAUGUAGGAAUUGCGACCGAUCCUAUGCAAAAACCGUGUUAAGCCUUGAUGCCCUUAACCCUGACCAGGUGAAUCCCCGAUCGGAUAGGUCAAUCAGCGAGUCAAAUCUAAAGCAUUCUUCGUUCCCUCAUUUUCCAGCCCCGAGACCCUCAAGUCUUAGACACGGUCAAGUUACAAACCCCUUAGGGUUUCGAAGGCACCAUUGUAGUCGGUAUCCUUUUUUAAAACGUUGUCGUGUCAUUCCUUCGUAUCGGACAGCCCACCGCCACCACUCUCUAGAGUGGUUGGCCCAUCUCCACACAGUGGCCUGUUUGACGAGUCAGCAGCAGACAAUAUGAUGAAAAUACCUGUUAGAAUCACUUCACGUCAGAGACCAUCACGUCAGAGACUAUCAUAUCAACUAACCAUUAAUAAUUCUUCUAGUGUUAACAAUAACUUGCAAAAUAGAAAUCUUGUUCGUGUUCCUUUGUCCAACCCUGCCUCUCCAAACGCUUCCGCACUCUCGUGGUCACUCACGUCGAAAACCACUAAUGAUACGGCCUCAGCCCAUUUAACAAAAAAGUCAGAUAACAGCCUCAGUACCCUUCCAGGUCUCAAACUGGUCCACCUAAACAUCCGCUCUCUGAAAAAUAACGCCCAUUUUUUAGAAUUACGUAAGUUUACCAAAUUUAACAAACUUGACGUCCUUACAGUAUCAGAGACAUGGUUAAAUACAUCCGUCACAAACAAGGAAAUAGAAAUCGAAGGUUAUAAGCUACAUCGUUUAGACCGACUGCACAAGAAAGGGGGCGGGGUAUGUGCUUACAUACGAAAAGAUAUUAAAUCUCUUGUACUUAAAGACCCCAGUUAUAUCUCCGAGACGAAUUUCCAUCAAUUAUGGAUCAAAUUACAGCACAAAAAAUCUAAAUCACUGUUGGUCUGUGUCUCUUAUCGACCCCCAGACAGCCCGCUUGACUGCUUCGAAAAAUAUUUUAAACCUAAUUAUGUUCAUGCUCUGACGAUGGGAAAGUUGAUCAUUCUUCUUGGAGACCUAAACUGCGAUAUGCUUAAGCCCACACCUGGAUCAGCGUCUUUGAUCAAGACGACAAAAGAACUCAACCUUAACCAGUUAAUAAAAUCACCAACAAGAAUUACUGAAUCCAGUCAGACCCUCGUCGACGUUAUUUUCGUAUCCUCGCCAAGACUAGUAGUCAACAGCGGCGUCAUAGAAACCUGUAUCAGCGAUCAUUUCCCUGUGUAUGUAUCACUAAAACUUAAAACCGACAAAUCUCCACCAAACUAUAUCACUACCCGCAGCUACAAUAAAUACGACCCUGAUUUGUUCGCGAUCGAUCUGGCAUCCAACCGUGAUCGUCUUGUUUCCAUUUUCAGAAUGGACAAUGUUGAUGAAAAACUAACCAUUUUUAAUGAAAUAUUUUUAAACACAUUGGAUAAACACGCCCCAGUAAAGACCAUAAAAGUACGCGGAAAAUCUUGCCCAUUUAUCACCCCGGAAAUAAAAGCAUCCAUGAUCAAAAGAGACCAGCUCCACAGUCUUUUCAGGAAAACACGUGAUCAUUAUGAUUGGCUUAAUUUCAGAGAGGCCCGCAAUUUUACAAAAACCGCACUUGUUAAUGCACAGAAAGAAUAUGUACUGAAGGAAGUUCAGCAACACAGGAACAAUACUGGGUCACUUUGGAAGGUAAUUAAAGAAAAUAUAGCGUAUAGGGAAAGAGAGUCAGUGGUCUACAGUAAGGAACCGAAAUUAGUGGCCGAAGAGUUUAAUCAUUUCUUUUCCACCAUCGGUGUGAAUGCAGCAAAGAAAGCCUCAACACUAAUACAAGAUCCUAGUGUUUAUCCAGCUCGGAAUCUUUCUGACGUAAAUCGCACAGAUAACAGCUACCCUGAAGAAAAUGAUAGAUUUAGUUUCACCCCAGUCUCUUGUUCAGAAAUAAGGAACAUCAUAUUAGCUAUGCCGUCAAACAAAUCACCCGGCAAAGACAAAGUGAGUAUGCGUGUCAUCAAACACAGCCUACCGGUAAUUCUUGGGCCCCUCACCGAUAUCAUUAAUUGUUCACUGUCGUCAUCUUCGUUCCCUAUAGCAUGGAAAGAGGCAGAAGUUAUCCCUUUGUUAAAGGAUGGAAACCACGAGGAAGCAUCAAAUAACCGCCCACUUUCUCUCCUUACCUUUCUUUCGAAAAUUUGUGAAAAAGUCGCCUUGAAUCAAUUUUGUUCGUAUCUAAUGAAGAACAAAAAAUUGUCAACCCACCAGAGCGGGAACAAGAAACAUCACUCAUGCGAAACAUUGAAUCUUUUGACCGGAGAUACUAUCCUAAAGGCUAUGGAUGGGAAAUUGGUUACUGCACUGAUUCUAAUAGAUCUAUCUAAAGCUUUUGACAGUGUAAAUCAUACUUUUCUCCUUACAAAACUUAGCAACGUCGGGGCUUCUCCAAGCGUUGUAAAAUGGUUUGAGAGUUACUUGACCGGAAGAACUCAAUCAGUCAGAAUUGGAUCAACUGUGUCUACUCCUCUCCCUGUUUCUUAUGGUGUACCACAGGGUGCAAUUUUAUCACCUUUACUUUUUAGUAUUUAUACUAACGAUUUUCCCUCAUCAGUCCACCAUAGUAAACUUGAAUCGUACGUGGACGACUCCAAGAUAUUACUAUCUUUCACUGUGGCUAACGUGGACUGUUUAAAGCAACAACUUGAGGAAGACUUGUAUUUGAUUGCAAACAGUUGUUCCGAAAAUGAAUUGCUUAUUAACCCGGGAAAGACCAAAUACAUGCUGAUUGGCACACGGCAAAACCUACAACAACUUCCCGUAGAUAUGACCAUAAACUUCCUCAACGAGACUAUUACCCCCGUCUCCUUUGCCAAAGAUCUAGGAAUGACAAUCGACUCUUAUUUGACAUAUGACCAGCACAUCACCAACCUGGUUUCCUCAUGUAUGAAUUCCCUGUGCCAAAUAAACCGAGUCAAAAAAUGUUUCGAUAAAGAAGCUUUAACUCUCAUCGUCUCGGCACUUGUAAUGAACAAAAUGUUCUAUUGUUCAACGGUUUGGUCAAACACUUCGUCUACCAACAUUAAGAAACUACAGUUGGUACAAAAUUUUGCAUGCAGGAUAAUAACAAAUAUUGGAAAGUUCGACCAUAUUUCGCCGGGCUUACGCGAACUUAACUGGCUCCCAGUAAAGGAACAAUUACUACUAAGAGAGGCUAUUAUGAUGUACAAAUGUGUCAAUGAACUUGCUCCACAUUAUUUGAGCGAUUUAUUCACAAAACGUUCUGACAUUCAUCAACGAGAUACACGUAGCCAUGACUCACUGCAAAUACCAUUGUACAAAACUUCUGCAGGUCAAAGGUCCUUUCAUUAUAGAGGCGUUACACUCUGGAAUGAUUUGGACAUAAAGUACAAAAAGUUAGACUCCCUAAAAACUUUCAAAAACGAACUGAAGCGAAGCAUGCUAGAACAAAUAUAUAAGUAG
This is a messenger RNA of Paramuricea clavata, 7596 nucleotides long. The record is from the annotation of a GenBank genome assembly. NCBI's taxonomy places the organism in Eukaryota, Metazoa, Cnidaria, Anthozoa, Malacalcyonacea, Plexauridae.